CCGUGGAGCGCGCGGGAACGAGACCAAUAUAAACUGUGGCGGGAGUUUAGUUUUCAAGUCCUUGUCCAGCGAAUCACUCUCGGCUGGGAAAUCAGUUCGUUUCUCCCUUUGGAACAUGGUGCGGACUAAAGCAGACAGCGUCCCAGGCACCUACAGAAAAGUGGUGGCUUCUCGAGCCCCCAGGAAGGUGCUUGGUUCCUCCACCUCUGCCACUAAUUCUGCGUCGAUUUCAUCGAGGAAAGCUGAAAACAAGUAUGCAGGAGGGAAUCCAGUUUGUGUGCGCCCAACUCCCAAGUGGCAAAAAGGAAUUGGAGAAUUCUUCAGGCUGUCUUCUAAAGAUUCUGCGAAAGAGAAUCGCAUUCCCGAAGAGGCAGGAAGCAGUGGUUUAGGAAAAGCAAAGAGAAAAGCAUGUCCUUUGCAACCUGAUCGCACAGAUGACGAAAAAGAAUAGAACUUUCUUAUUCGUCUUUGAAUAACAUCUCCUGUUUACUCUGGCAUUCUAGAAUGUAAAUUUGGAUAAAUGUGUUUGUUCCAAUUAGCUUUGUUGAAGAGGUAUUUAAUUUAAAAAAUUAGGCUUAAAUUUUGGUGUUCAAAAGUAGUUAUGAAACUUGAGAAUUUGUAAGAUUAAUUAUGGUUACUUAUUUUAGUAUUCCAUAUAAUGUAGUAUUUGGUUUCUUUUUUACCAAAUUAAGCUUCUUUUUCUUGCUAAAAUAAAAUCAUUACAUUGUGUUCUAAUUACAAAUUUUCUGUAUUUAAGAUUUGCUUAGUUCUUUUUACUGCUGCCAUUUUUAUUGGCAUUUGAUUAUUGGAAUGGUGCCAUAUUUUUAUUCCUUUUAUUUGCUUUAAAAAGCAGAGUUAGAUUUUUGCACAUUAAAAAAUUCAGUAUUAAUUAAA
This is a messenger RNA of Lemur catta (Ring-tailed lemur), 894 nucleotides long. It is a transcript of the gene PCLAF, whose product is annotated as PCNA clamp associated factor. The transcript has 4 exons. Gene Ontology annotation, molecular function: chromatin binding. The record is from RefSeq and is a predicted model, not a curated record. Lineage: Eukaryota; Metazoa; Chordata; Mammalia; Primates; Lemuridae. Bases 116 to 451 code for a protein of 111 amino acids. Gene Ontology annotation, biological process: translesion synthesis; regulation of cell cycle. Gene Ontology annotation, cellular component: nucleus.